This is a messenger RNA of Linnemannia hyalina, 3150 nucleotides long. NCBI's taxonomy places the organism in Eukaryota, Fungi, Mortierellomycota, Mortierellomycetes, Mortierellales, Mortierellaceae. The record is from the annotation of a GenBank genome assembly.
AUGCCAAAGUCGAGUAGUAAACGCAAGAAGGAGAAGAAUGCUGACUUUAAGAAAACGAAGCUGAAGGUGGGAAAGAAGAAGGCGGUGGCGGACAGUUUCACGGAUACGUCUUUCAAGUCCAAAGCCAUCUCGCUGCCUAGUCAGUCGAUCAGCCACGACAAGACGGCGCUGUUGACGAACGCAAGGAAUGUGACCUUUGUGGAGCUGAUGACUCAAUUGAAGCAUUAUAGUCCAGGAACCAGGAAGGAUGCGUUGUUGGGAUUGAGGGAUCUUUUCCACCGACACCCGCAUUUGUUGCCGCUUCAUUUGGGUGUGCUCGUUAAUUCUAUUGUUCGUUUGUUGAUCGACGACUCGCCUGUGGUCAGGAAGGCGUUGCAGAACUUUUUGGGCGAAUUCAUUCCGAUGCUGCAUGCGCGCGAUAUCCACCCGUUCUUGCCGCUGUUGAUCGUUUAUACCUGCUCGGCCAUGACUCAUAUCCUGGACGAUAUUCGGGAAGAUGCGCUCAAGUUUAUGGAUCUCUGGGUUGCUGCUGGUGGGCAGGUUGUCGUCAAUGGGUUCUGGGAUAAGAUUAUUCCAAACUAUGUGUCAAUGUUGACGUCGGACUCGAACGCGUCAACCAGCUCGAAGAACGCCAGCGCAAUGUCAUUCACGGCCUCGGCCAACAGCGGGAUGGCCACUCCUUCAUCAUCCAACAGUGGAUCUUCAGGAGUCGUGGCGAGCGCAAGUGCAGGAAAAAACGCCCCCGGAUCCAUGAAAGCAAAGUGCGAUGUUCUGGAGAGUUUGGCGGGGUUCUUGCAGGAGGGUCUAGGUGGCGAGGGAGGUGACAAGGAUCCAUAUUGGUUUUUGAGAAACUUUUUGGGGACUGCUCAUGCUCGCAAGGCGUUCAAUGCUGCACGGACUCAGCGUGGUGCUCAUGAGGAUCUCUCGAAGGGUAAAGGCGGCAAGAGCUCUAAGAAGCGCAAGGCGUCAUCUUCUUUGGGAGCGUCCAAGAAUGGUCGGUCUGUUCGCAAAAAGACGAAUGGCGAGGAUGAGGAGGAAAGUGACAGCGAGGACGACAGUGAUGAGAGCGAUUCGGACUCGGAGGAUGAAGGAUCGUCGGAUACCGCGACAGAGGAUCAUGCAGACAACCACAACGACAACCCAGAAUCGCUUCAUUUUGACUCAUCACCCAUCAUCUCGUUCGGAAACUCUCACAGACACCAUCAACCCCUGUCGACUUUCCCUAUGCACCCCUCGGUGUCGCGUUCGUCGAUGGCCCAGUCGAUUUGGGGUAACCUGACUCGGGAUGCAGCAUCUGCAGGAGGACAGCAACAGGACUCCAACGCCCGCACCAGUAUUGCCAUCAAGGUUUUCCACCAACAAGGAGGCGCUAGUGCUUCAGGAGCCGGUGCCAACGCGGGAGUCAGCGGAAGUGGCAAGACCAGUGGCGAUCAGAUGGGAGGUGUCCAGGGCCGACUUUCUCAGAUUAAGCCCCUGAUUGCGACUCUGCACCCACUGUUGCUUUCGGUCUGGUUGGAUACCGCACCAACAGUAUUUUCAUCGACAACGACCAUCCAUUCGAACCAUUCGUUGACGGUUGUGCAUUUGGUGUUGAGGAUCUGGGGUAUCUUGUGGAGGGCUGCUUUGGCUAUUCCCAAGAAGAAGACUACUGCUGAGACGGAUGAGGAGCGGGAGCAGGAGAGGGAGGAGGUUCGGUGGCUGGAUGAGUUCUUGCAGAGUUUGUUGCGACAUGUCUUGAUUUACUUUCCCUUUGGCAAAGACACCGUAGGCAUGAUCGACUCCAAGGUGUCGGUGUUGCUGCAGGAGAUGAACACGACGUACUGUGAGCUGACAUCAUUAUUCUUGUUGGGAUCGGGAGUUGGACGGACACAACUCAUGCGCAAGGAGCCAUCAGCAGUUGCCCCCUCGAACGACAAGAAGUCAAAACGUCAACAGGCCAAGGCGGAUCUGAAGCUCAAGUCUUCCAAGCGACUCUCGAACAAAGACGCCAAGAAGCGACAGGUGGCCUCUGUUACUGCCUCUGCUGCAGCUGCAGCUGACUCUUCGGACUAUGAUAGUGAGGAUGAUGAUGAAGAGUUUGCGGAACACGAUCGGGCUGUGGCUGCGGCUGCUGGAAACGGGAAGCAGGAGAUGUUUGUGGCGGUUCAGGUUGUUACACCCCCUUGGGCAGACCAGGUUGUCGAGUUUGUGUUGGAUACUCUUGGAUGGUCUAACCCUGAGGACUCUGAUUCAGAUGAUGAGGAUGAGGACGAGGCCAAGGGCUUGUCGUCGGCGUUGACAGAGAUGAGCGGCAUGUCGACGGAUUUCAAGUCUCAGCAUCUGGUAGCGCUGCUCCCUACGCUGUGGACACUCCUGAAUUGUCUGGAGACUAAGCGGCGGGAGUGGGUCUUUGAGGCGCUGAUGGCUUUCUUUCACCAGGCACAUGUUCAGAGCGGGUCUAAGCGGACGAUCCUUCAGUUCUUGGCGCUCGUGAUCAAGUUGCAGUCGCACCCUCAUUACACAGGAUCGUUUACGAUUAACGUGCCCGGAGCGCCGCGUCAGGGUGGUGGUGGAAGUAAUCGGAAGGCGUUGUUGGGACUGGCAAAGAAGGAUAGGAAGGAGCAGCAGGCUUCGAUUCGGAAGCUGUCCAAGCUUUUGGAGACCAGUUUAUUGAAGCUGCCCAAGCUGUUGUGGGAUCUGGGCACGGAGCGGAUCGAGACCAGUCAGACUGUGUUGGAUCUGUUGGCGUGGGUCACCGUCAUUGCGGGCGAGUCUUCUGCGUCGUCGUUAGAGGAAAAGGGAGGCGCGGCUACUACGGGAGCGUCGAUUAAGGAGGCUGAGCGGGCACAGUUUGUCAAGACUUUGCAGAGUUAUAUGUCACUAUUCUUCUGUGUCACUGUUGCGGCGCCCAAGGGAAGUGAUGCGGCGACGAGGACAAUUAUGGGUCCGUUUGUGAAGCUCCCACCUGCGCUUCAGAGACGUGCGAUUGAGAUUGUGUUUUAUUCGGGUGUUGAGCUGCCCUUGGAGGAGAGCGGUAAGAAAGUGAGGGGGAAGAAGGGUGAGCAGAAGCAACAGGUGCCUCUUCUCGCUGCCGUCAAGUCUUGCUGUCAAGUGGGCGAACUUUCGGAGGAGACACGGUUAUACAUUCAGGAGACAUUGCGGAUCAAUUAG